Amoebophrya sp. A120 is the source of this 1160-nucleotide messenger RNA. The record is from the annotation of a GenBank genome assembly. NCBI's taxonomy places the organism in Eukaryota, Dinophyceae, Syndiniales, Amoebophryaceae.
CGUGCAGACGCUACACAUAAUGCAUUAUCACAUCAAGGGCCAACGCGCACGAUCCAGAUCCAGAAUCAAUCAAGCGAGGCCCUUCUUAUCCGAUCCUGUUGCCACGAACGCUAGUGAUGAAUUCACUUUUUGAGUUUCAGUAGCCUUUUCACAUGUUGGCAUGGUAUCAGCACGUAUGUGGUUGGAAAAGAAACAGCCAACUACUUACCUUGAGAGUAAAAAUCAAAAUAUUUUUAAAUUGUUCUUGUAACAGCGACACACACACAUACUUCACUCUCCGCUUCGUUUUGUAGCUUCAAGUUCCGAAAAGAACCCCCAGAGAAGAAGACGACCAAGCCCCGCGGCACACAUCAAAUAAACGGUAGAAGUUGUUGUAAUCCACAAGUACUACUUCUAAAUAUCAUGACGGUGCUUUUCUCUCUCUCGUCGCUGCUUGUGGCGAUGCUCCUGGCCAUCUGCACCUGUACCUACCUCCAGCCCUCCUUCUCCUUUAUAGACCCCAAGAGGCCGGGGUUCGGCGGCAUGGCGGGGCGGUUUGCGGUAAUAGGGAAGCUAUCAUUUGUAAAAACGUCCCCAUCCCAUAGUCAAGUUGGGAAAUCUGCAAGACAAAUCGGCAAGCUUUGGCUGCUGCGCAUGACAAGUUUGGCUGCGUAGUGUAGUCCUGUUUAGCCAGUUCAGAAGCAUCACAGAUCUAGCGCAUCAUGCUGGUUUGAGCGUAGCAAAUUCCGAAACACGACUCGACAAUGCUCAUCAUGGGGCUCCGUAUGAGAGAUAUUUUCCUCAUGCUGAUUUGCAGGACAACUGUGGGGUGGGGGCGUUUUUACACAGGAUAGAAGCGACUCAGUCCCUACGUCUCCAUUGGCUGUAUCGUCAUGGCCAUGGUCACGCUGGUGUAUCGGUGAGGAGGUGAUGGUGUCGUUUUGGUGGAGAUGAACGCAGAUAAUGCCAUGCGCAUCUACUUCUAUAAUCCAAAAUGAACAAAGAGAAAAAGCGACACACACAGAACAAGCGAGUACUUCUUGGUAGAAGUAGUGGCAGCUAGUUCUUUUAAAGAGGUACAAGAACUUCUUUUACGACUACUGCUGGCUUUCACAUUCACGCGACAAAAAAACGCAAAACGGAUAGCAGGCGCAGAUCAAAAAUCGGCUUGUUUAGCGAGG